Sinocyclocheilus anshuiensis is the source of this 3920-nucleotide messenger RNA. RefSeq names its product calcium/calmodulin-dependent 3',5'-cyclic nucleotide phosphodiesterase 1A-like. The record is from RefSeq and is a predicted model, not a curated record. The transcript is spliced from 15 exons. Gene Ontology annotation, molecular function: 3',5'-cyclic-nucleotide phosphodiesterase activity. NCBI's taxonomy places the organism in Eukaryota, Metazoa, Chordata, Actinopteri, Cypriniformes, Cyprinidae. Gene Ontology annotation, biological process: signal transduction. Bases 797 to 2647 code for a protein of 616 amino acids.
UGAGCGCGGGAUGAUAGCGUGCAGGUUAAUUUCAUUAAAAUGCCAACCCGGGACCAGGAGUGCCGCCGGGGGAGUUUAUUGCUCAGCUCAGUCGCGGUAAAAUAUGAGGGCUUCACGAUGACAUGAUGAGGAACGGCGUGUUGGUGGAAGGCAGGUGAAUCUCGGCGGGAUGAUGAUGCUGGAGAGGAUGUGAGGACUGAGGAGAAGAUUCUCUCUCCUUCUCCCUCUGCGUUGGUGCGGAAGAGGAGGGGGAAACCGUUGAUCUGCCUGAACCAUUUCGUCUCCAGCCAACGGAUUCCAUCUGAGGGGCGACAGGGGUGCCCAUUUCGGUAGUUAAGGUGUGUGCGUGUUUGUAUAAAUGCAUGAGAUUAGAGAUGUCAAGAGGAGGCAGCGCAGCCUCCAUCAUAGACUGAUUGAAAGGCUGAGAACAACAGGGUGAAAGAGCGAGAGGGUGAAAUUUUCAGAUAGAUAGGCUACUCAUCAGGCACAGCGCUGCUUUUCCGGUCAGUGGGAGAGCAAGCGAGAGAGAGAGAAACAUUUGUGUGACGUGUGUGUGUGUGUUUGUGACAGCGUUCCCCCAGUGCUUAGUGUAGAGACAGGUCUGUGCGCUGACACUCACUCAAACGGGCUGAUGCGCUUUGGAGCUGCGAGCAGGACCCUCUGGGAAACGUGUGUCGCUCGAACUGCCGGAGAUGCUUUGAAGACCCGGAUCUCUGCGCUACACGUGUUGAAUCUCAUACCUGCGUAUCCCUCUGCAUCUUAGAACACUCCACACGCUUGUGCAUUCGUGCAAACCAUGGAUUCUCUGGCCAACGACACGGACGGACUGGAGAACUCCUUGAAGUACUCCAAGUGUGACCAGACGGAGAAGAUGUGGAUUAGGCUGAAAGGAAUGCAGAAGUACAAAAGCACAUCUCAAAGAUUGAGAUGUCUGGUGAAGCAGCUGGAUAAGGGGGAGGUGAAUGUCGUAGACUUGAGGAAAAACAUUGAAUAUGCUGCAUCGGUUCUGGAAGCCGUGUACAUCGACGAAACUAGGCGGCUUCUGGACACAGAGGAUGAGCUCAGUGAUAUCCAGGCAGACUCUGUGCCCAUGGAGGUGCGAGAUUGGCUGGCCUCCACCUUCACCAGGAAGAUGGGAGUGGUACGCAGACGGCCGGAAGAGAAGCCCCGGUUUCGCAGCAUCGUUCACGCCGUUCAGGCUGGGAUCUUUGUUGAACGAAUGUACAGAAGGACAUCCAAUAUGGCAGGGUUGACCUAUCCACCAUCUGUAAUUACAGCUCUAAAGGAUGUUGAUAAAUGGUCAUUUGACGUCUUCACACUUCAAGAGGCGAGUAGUGAACACGCUCUGAAGUUCCUGGUGUAUGAACUGCUCACCAGAUACGACCUGAUCAGCCGCUUCAGGAUACCAGUGUCCUCCUUGGUGUCAUUUGUGGAAGCUCUGGAAAUAGGCUACAGCAAGCACAGAAACCCCUACCACAAUUUGAUCCACGCUGCUGAUGUCGCGCAGACGGCACACUAUAUGAUGCUACACACUGGCAUUAUGCACUGGCUCUCUGAACUGGAAAUAUUGGCCAUGGUGUUUGCUGCUGCAAUCCACGACUUUGAACACACUGGAACGACCAAUAACUUCCACAUUCAGACCAGAUCAGAAGUGGCCAUCCUGUACAAUGAUCGCUCGGUUCUGGAAAACCACCACGUGAGCGCAGCCUACAGACUCAUGCAAGAAGAUGAGAUGAACAUCCUGGUCAACCUCUCGAAGGAUGACUGGAGGGAGCUGCGUACGCUGGUGAUCGAGAUGGUCAUGAGCACAGAUAUGUCCUGCCAUUUUCAGCAGAUCAAGACGAUGAGGAACGUGCUGCAGCAGCCGGAGGGAAUAGACAAGGCUAAAGCGCUGUCCCUGAUGCUGCACGCGGCUGAUAUCAGCCAUCCCGCUAAGGGCUGGAAACUGCACUACCGCUGGACACAAGCCCUUAUGGAGGAGUUCUUCAGACAGGGUGACAAGGAGGCAGAACUAGGGCUGCCGUUCUCUCCAUUAUGUGACCGGAAAGCUACCAUGAUUGCCCAGUCUCAGAUAGGGUUCAUUGAUUUUAUCGUCGAGCCCACGUUCUCUGUUCUGGUCGACACCACAGAGAAGAUAAUUAGUCCUCUCAUAGAGGAAGCUGUCAAAUCUGGGGGUGUCCGCAGGUCAAGUUUGACGGGGCGGGGCUCAGCCGCGGUGGUGGAGUCGGUACAGAGACACAGCGGUCGGGGUUCGAAUGACGAGCAGGGAGGCACUACAGAUUACUCACUGGGCGGCAUUGAGCUGAAACGAGUCCGACACCUGCUCUCUGAGAUCAUCCAGAACAACAAGGAGCGCUGGAAAGAGCUGUCCGUUAAAGAGUUAGCCAAUAAACAGCAUGAGAGAAUGUCAGACCUGGAAGAGGAGCCCAUGACAAACACACAAGUCACACUGUCCCACAGCAGUCCAGCCAGAGGGAGUCACGACUCCGAGUCAAAGUCCCUUAACGAACUGAACAAUACGGACUCCACUCACUCUUCCCAGGACUCUCUGGACCAGAGUUCCCAGUCCCCUACAGAGGGACCGGGCGACGGUUCACCAGAGGAACACAGCUCAGAAACUCUGCCUUGGAACGGCAAAAGCGCCUGACGUCACACGGAUGGUGCCAAGCCUGAAUGUUUUUAAUCAGAAACAGGAUGAUGUACAUAGCAUUGUCCUCAUUGUAUUGUAAUGCUAUUAUACUCUCGGGCUCGGAGGGCUAAUUGUGCAGACAGAUGCGCGGAAUGUCCACAGAGUGAGACGGUAGUGUGCAGUGUUGUCAUGGCGACUGUGUUAUUGCUGGAGACAGACCUCUAUCAUCCCCUUGAGGAGGAUUUAGCGAGUCCCUGAAACGUAACGCUACCUAUUUGCUUCCCGAGCUUUAUUCCUGUUGGUUCGAUUCGUGUUUUGUUUUUUUUUGUAAAUUGUUUUUCUUUUCUCUCGUUUUUUUUUUGUUUGUUUGUAGACUGUCAUUAUUUAUUAAAGAUUACACAGCUACACUUUGCACCACAGUUAGUUUCAGUAUUUUAUUCUCGCUAUACAGUCACGCUUACCGGCUCUUUGCGGCACAUUAGGUCAGAAUGACUGGAGUAUUUCAAUUUCCAGAACAAUCCAUAAAGAGCUUUUUUUUAUUGUAGCAUGACGCGUAUAGUAUGCAGCUGUAAAAUUUUUGUAGAACAUGCUGCCUAUUAAAUCAUGAGCCAAUUUUUUAACGGUAGAGGUACAUGUCCUCAAGGGGGCAUUAUUUCAUUUUAACAAACCAAUUCUCCAAAUGUACACAAUUGUGUCCCUUUAAAUCCAUACAGUAUUAUAGCACAUAGCAGUGUCUAAAUAAAUGAUAUAUACAUUGGCUGUGUUUAGAAUGGAAUACUAGCUUAAUACUCACCAAAUACUGUGCAGUAUGUACUGUUUAAAAUAGUGAAACAGAAUAUUUUGUAACAAUAAACAUUUAAAUUUAAAGGAACAUGCUGUUUUGUGUUAAAAAGUCUUAGUCCAAUGUUAGAAAUCGCUAAUAUUGCAUUCGUUCGUCAUGAUACACUGGAAAUGAAGGGGCCAAAUCAAGCAAUUUGGCAAAUGGAGUAGAUAUACACUGUGCCCUGUAUAUAUACUGUACUCUGUACUACAGAAACAGUAAUAGUAUGCUUUUCUGAACACAGCCAUUGUGCAUUACACUGUUUUUCAGAAUCUCAGAACAAUCAUGAGGUACUAAACAUAUGCUACCAAAUAACUGUAUCAUGUUUUAUAAUGUUUAUGUGAAAAUACUGAUCAAUAGUUUUUUUUUUUUUUUUGCAUUAUAUAUGACAUAAACUGCCAAAAACAAGAUUUUUGUCAUUUGUAUCUCUUUUAAGGUCUGCAGUGGCUGAUGUGACAUCCGCUGUCUUCA